AUGGAGGCCAGGUGUCAAUGCGGCUCCGUGAGCUUCAAGACUCCUCUUCCUCAGCCUCUUGCUCUCUACAUCUGUCACUGCGAUGCCUGUAGGCGACAGACAGGCUCGGCUUUUGGUACUUCGGCCAUCUUUCCUCGGUUUGAGUUGCCGGACUCGGAUCUAUUGAGUGUUUAUAGUCGACCUACAGCGUCAGGACAUCAACUUUACUGUUACUUUUGCCGCAAAUGCGGAACUCGUCUCAUUCACUCCACGCCUUCCAAAAACGUCAUAUCCGUCAAAGGAGGCUGCCUCGAUGGGCUGGACUGGAAACGUGCGGUUCACAUCUGGACCAAGACGGCCAUGGUGCCCAUCCCCGAAGGGUCUGAAACGCACUCAGAGGAGUCCGGAUAUACGGACUACGGGUCGACCCAGGAGGAGCUGGACCAGCCUGGAGAUCUGGUGGGGAGUGCUGGGUGCAACGUGCCUGUCGCCGAGAGGUAUUCUUCAGGCGCCGCCGAGGCGAAUGGGGAUGCUGGUGUGACUGGUGAUACGUAA
This is a messenger RNA of Fusarium sp. VM40, 534 nucleotides long. NCBI's taxonomy places the organism in Eukaryota, Fungi, Ascomycota, Sordariomycetes, Hypocreales, Nectriaceae. The record is from the annotation of a GenBank genome assembly.